UCUAUUUAUCAACUUAAAAAAAAAAACUGCGAUUUUGCAGUCUCUAAAAAAUGCGGAAGUGCCUCACAGCUCUGUGUGCUUAUAGUAAACAUCUUAGUAAUUUGAAUAUAACUGAUUACUACACGGUAUGCAAAUUUGCCUAUAACUAAUUGCUCUUCCCUUAAAUUCACUUGCUAGAAGAGCAUGAGUUAAAUUUCACUGAUGUAUCGAAUAGAAAGACAAGAAAUUCUUCAGCUCUAUAACGUGAAAUGUAUAUUAUAGUUUUUUAUUAUAUUUUAUGACGAUGGUAAGAGCAAAAAAUGCAAAAAAAUUCUUGUAAAUUUAUAUAUCUGCAGUAUGGAAAAUUAUAUCAAUAAUGUAAAUUUGAAUGAAAAUAUAACUAACAUUGAGGGAACUAGUCAGCAUACCAACUCUGAGGAGAAUUGUGGUAAAACUUCUUUACAAAGUGGUGCUGAAGAAUGCAGAGAGAGAGGCCCGGCUGAUAAAAUUAAAAUACUGCAUAAUUGUGAGCAAAUCAACACAACCACUAAACUGGAUGUGAAAUUACAAACCCAGUCACUUGUUCAUACCAACAUCACAUCAGGAUCUAAUUUACAAACCAACAAUAGAGGUAAACCAUUUAUCUGUCAGCGAUGUGGAAAGAGCUUCAAAGUGAAGCAGAAUGUAGACAGGCAUAUGAAAAGUCAUACCGAAGAGAAAUCCUAUAAUUGUAAACUAUGUGGGAAGUGUUUUUUACGAUUAUCCCAUCUAAAAGCUCAUGAACGAACUCACACUGGAGAAAAACCUUAUGCCUGUCAACAAUGUGAAAAGCGUUUUAAAAAAAUAUCUCAUUUAAGUGAGCAUGAGCUAAUUCACACUGGAGAGAAACCACAUAUUUGUAAACAAUGUGGAAAAGAUUUUUCACGAUUAUCUAAUUUACGAGCGCAUGAGCGAACCCAUACUGGAGAGAAACCAUAUAUUUGUAAACUAUGUGGGAAGUGUUUUUCACGAUCAUCCCAUCUGAAAGGGCAUGGACGAACUCACACAGGAGAUAAACCGUACGUUUGUGGACUAUGUAGCAAGGGAUUUUCACGAAUGGAUCAUCUAAAAGGGCAUGAGCGAACUCACACUGGAGAAAAACCUUAUGCUUGUCAACAAUGUGAAAAACAAUUCUCAAAUUUAGGUAGUUUACGUAAUCACAAGCAAACUCACACAUGAGAAAAAUCUUAUGCUAGUAAACAAUGUGGAAAGGGUUUUUCGCGGAAAUUUCAUUUACUCAUACUGAAGAGAAAGAAACCUUGUUUGUAGACUAUGUGAGUGGUGGAAAAUUCUGAUGACGUCAUAGCUCACAAAAACGAGCCCCAUAAAGCUUACAGGAAUAUUUGAAAUUAAUAAAAGAUGGUCUUUUAGAACAAAUAUUUUUAACCACUGAAAAUUUCAAAGUAAUUGGUUCAGUAAUCAAAGAGAAAAACGUGUCAAAGAACAAGGACAAUGACAGCAACAUAAUAUUGAAACGAUCCAUAGGUCCACGAGCGUGUCCAAUAACAAUCACAAUAUACCGCAACGAAACCAAAAAUAUGAGAAAACUGUAUGUAAGCUCUUGCUGCGUUUCAAAUGUUUCCAUUUAUUGAAUUUUAUUUUUAAAUGAAGACGGGUUCUAUAUUACGAACUGAAUUGGGUACAAAGUACAAACAGUUAUAUAACCAAACCUAAAAAGCCAGACAACUAUAUAGCAGUUAGCCCUUUUUACACCAUAUAUUAAUUCAAAAUUGUAUAUUGCAGUGUUAACGCUGCGUUGUCUGGAUGUGGCUAGGCUUUCAGAUUAAAAUGCAAAAAAUGGCAAGUUUAUAAUGCGGUAUUCUGAGUGUUAACAAUAAGUGCUCUGGGACUGUAAAUGGUGAAAUAUAAUACUGCAAUAGCACACACGACACAGAAAUAUUGUAUCUCCCUUUUUCAGUCAUGUAUUAUCACAAAUUCAAAUCCUUAUUAUAGAGUAUGAUACCGAUGCUGUAUUUCAUCUAGGCUUGACCGAUAUCACUUUUCGACGCCGUUACCGAUAUAUCGGCAAACUAGUGGCCGAUAACCGAUAUUAUUAUAAAUCAUAUUUUGAGCCACAAAAUGGGCUUUUAUUAUGUACCUUGUAAGUCUGUAAGUUCAUUUUGAUAUUUAUUAUGAUUGCAGUGAGACUUUUAUUUAACAAACUCCAGUUAAUGCUUGAACAAAUUUUAUUCUUUUCCUGCGACUUCAAUAUCAGUCUAGCCUUUUCCAGGAAAAAGAAUUGUUUAUCUGACGUUUUUAAAUAUAACUGUGGCCGUGGGAAUAUUGGAAAAUUAUAAAUUGAUAUAUUUUGAAUGGAAUCGUGAUAUUGAUAAAUUACUUCGAUAUUGUGACAGUAUAUGUGCAGUUACAUGUGAAACUUUUAAUACCUAUGUUUCUAGAGACUCUUAAUACCUUAUUCAGUCAAUUAUAAUGAAUUCACGUGGA
Messenger RNA from Styela clava, 2463 nucleotides. Lineage: Eukaryota; Metazoa; Chordata; Ascidiacea; Stolidobranchia; Styelidae. The record is from RefSeq and is a predicted model, not a curated record.